Molecule: messenger RNA, 3871 nt
Organism: Neoarius graeffei (lesser salmon catfish)
Lineage: Eukaryota; Metazoa; Chordata; Actinopteri; Siluriformes; Ariidae
Gene: gja1a
Product: gap junction protein alpha 1a
Exons: 3
Coding region: 848-1924 (358 amino acids)
Biological process (GO): cell communication
Cellular component (GO): connexin complex
Source: RefSeq, a predicted model, not a curated record
CCCCCCCCCCCCUUCAUGAUCCUGUGUGUGUGUGUGUGUGUACGUACACACACAGGUCAUCACAGGGCUGAGACAUAGACACAGACAACCAUUCACACCUACAGUCCCUACAGUCAAUUUAGAGUCACCAGUUAACCUAACCUGCAUGUCUUUGGACUGUGGGGGAAACCGGAGCACCCGGAGGAAACCCACGCAGACACCGGGAGAACAUGCAAACUCCACACAGAAAGGCCCUCGUUGGCCAUGGGGCUCAAACCCGGACCUUCUUCCACCGUGCCGCCCUAUACACACACACACAAACACACAUACAGACACGUUUGUUUUAUGGUCUUUUUGCUCCUGUUUUCAGUAUGUCCUUUUUUUUUUUGCUUUUUUUUUAUUUUUCAUAUUUUGUUUUGAAAUUCUACUGACUGACUUCUUUUUAAUUUAUUGUUUUCCUUGCCUCCUGUCGUCUAUAUGUGUUCAUUGCCCCCUCUCUAUCCUCCAGAUGGUGCUCCAUUCUCAGCUAUCAGACCUUUCUCUCUCAUCCCCCUCAUAGGGGGAGGGGGGACUAAAAAUUUUGGCAGUCUUAACACGUGUACAACUACCCAUUCGGUUAACGGAGCUGGAGCGUGUGCGUGUGUGUGUCAGAUGACCACAAAAUUUUUCCAUUGCGCCUCAAAUCUUCCGAAUGGAUGGAAAGAGUCACAUUUAGGCCUGCAGUCCAUCAAAAAAACGCAGAAAGAAAGCUCAGGACAAAGAGGAAGAAAGGAAAAUAUUAAACGGUCUUACUAAUACAACUUUGUUAGAACUGACAUUGAUGAAGUGGUGCUGAUUUUGACGAGACACUCGCACCCUUAGUUAAAUCAUGGGUGACUGGAGCACCUUGGCGAAGCUGCUCGAUAAGGUGCAGGUGUACUCGACAGCUGGAGGUAAGCUCUGGCUCUCCGUCCUCUUCAUCUUCCGUAUCCUGGUUUUGGGAACGGCUGUGGAGUCAGCAUGGGGUGACGAGCAGUCAGCGUUCGAGUGCAACACGCAGCAGCCGGGUUGUGAAAACGUCUGCUAUGACAAAUCCUUCCCCAUCUCCCACGUACGCUUCUGGGUUCUGCAGAUCAUCUUUGUCUCAGUGCCAACGCUCCUCUACCUCGGCCAUGUGUUGUUCCUCAUGCACAAGGACGAGAAGCUGAAGAAGAAGGAGGAGAGGCUGAGGAAAGCCGAGAGGGAAGGGAGCAAUGUCCACUCUUGCCUUCACAAAAUCCAGGCCAAGAAGUUCAAAUAUGGUUUGGAGGAACCUGGAAAGAUCAAGAUGAGAGGAGCUUUGUUUUAUACCUACAUCGUAAGCGUGGUGUUGAAAUCCGUAUUCGAGGUGGCGUUCUUGCUCAUACAGUGGUACCUUUACGGAUUCCGUUUAACAGCUGUUUACACAUGUGAGGGGUUCCCUUGCCCGCAUAAAGUGGACUGCUUCCUGUCUCGUCCUACGGAAAAAACAGUGUUCAUCAUGUUCAUGCUGGUGGUGUCCUUAAUCUCUCUGGCUCUUAACGUCUUUGAGUUUUUUAACGCAAUCUUCAAAAGGAUGAAGGAUCACUUCAAAGAGGCUGAGAAGCUGCUGGACAUGGAGACCACGAUCAGGCCAUGUACUGGAGAAGACAUGUCCAGUUACGGGUACCACUGCUCGGCUCUCGCGUCUAACUUGGGCUACAAUUUAGACACAGCCGAUAAAUCCAACUCCUCAGACAAUUUUGACAAACAAGCCAAUGAGCAGAACUGGACUAACUACAGCACAGAGCAAAAUCAGCUUGGCCAGAGAGAUUAUUGCCCAGCUCAGACUUUUGUGUAUUCACAGAAAAUGCCUCUGGGUAAAGACCUCAUGCUGCUUAAACAGCUUGACCCUCGACCCCAGAGUCGCUCUAGUAGUCGUGCCCGGCCUGAUGACCUGGACAUCUAGGAGUUUAGACUUUAUUCCUAUGAAUAUCAAAAUGUGCUAAAUACUCUCACUCAGAGAUGUUCAAAAUACUGUGAGCUACUCGGGCCUCAGUCGAGCUACAAGGAUGAAUUAAUGCUUUAAGAAAUUCAGCUCUGAGGUUAUUCAAUUGAGAAGAAAUACAUUUGGGCGAUUUCAUUGCAAAUGUACUUUUUUUCACGUAAGCAAUUUAAUAUAACUUGUACAUUUGCCUCUUAAUUAUGCACAUUAUUAGUCUAUUCAGUUGUUUUUAUACAACAGUUGUGAUACAGUCUUUGAAGGAUUUUCCUCAUGCUAGAUUUUCCAAAGCAAUAUACAAACCAAAUCAACCAGUGGCUUUUAAAAUGAUAUUUUAAAAUCAAGGCUAAACAGAGCAUCAGUAUAAGAUUUAAUUUUUGGCAUCCACAUCAGAAUAUUUGCUCUUAAAGGCCCGGUCCCACUGGCCGAUGGACACAAAACGUAUGCAAAAAGGACACAGCGGACGAGCAAAAUUUCGGGGGUGGCUCUAUCCAUUUUCAUCCGCUCCAGAAAUGGACAAAAUUGGCGAAAAUUUGCGAAAACAGAACGGAAAAGAACGGUCGUGGGUAGUAUAUAGCAGGGAUGUUAAACACAUGUUCAUAGGAAGCCUAGCGGAUGAAAGCGGAUGGAAGUGGAUGAGAGCUCCGAAGGGGUUACCGGUGAUAACUGAGAAGCGGACGCAUAGCAGAAAGAGCGGAUGCAUAGCGGAAGAAGGGGAUGCAUCACGUACGCCUAACGGAAACAAAGGGGAUGUUGCGCGGAUGUAUAUCGGAUGCAGACCGAUUGUCCGCUAGGUGUCCUUAUACAUACUCUAGACAUACUCCAGACAUCCUAAAUAUACGAGAUACAUCCCAGAUAUAAACGCUUUGUCCGUUUUGAAUACUUUAUAUACGAGAUGCAUACGCUUACAUCCUUUCUAUUUCCGUGCUACUAACGAUGAAUAGACGUUUCAUGUACCUUAUCUUUCCUCCCUCUUUCCGUUUUCAGCUGCAGCGGAUGUGAGUUGCGAGGAUGCCCAGAGGAUGCAGAAAGGAUACAGCAGACGUUUAACGGAUGAUAACGGACAUAGAACGUUUGUUGCUCGUAUAUGUCGCGGAUUUACAUUGUACACGGCGGAAAGUUCAUCCGUUCUAAAAGUUUUGUGCAGCUCAAAACUUUUUGCGCGGAUGAAAUCACAGUGGACGGAUGCUCGAUGGAUAGAGCGUAUGAAGCAUGUAUGCAAUGAGUACACAACGGAUGCAUAGCGUUUUCCAACGGAUGGCAAAGAUUUUUUUACGUUUUACGUCCUCUUUGCAUCCGUAAGUGCAGUGGGACCGGGCCUUAACAAAUGUCUUAAAGUGGAGUGUUUUGGAAUUUUGUGGAGCUGAGCACAACAGCACCACCAGUGGUCAUAAGCAUAUACAGUAUAGUUAGAAGCAGUGAAAGCUGAAGUGGGUCGGGGACUGAUUUCUUUCUAGCUCAGGUGGUAGAUUCAUGCAGCAUUGUUGACCACAUCAGGUGAUUACAUAGUGCCACGUGCCUUAGAUUUUUUUUUUCAUUUGGCUUGAUUAUUUUCAUGUUAAUAAGCAGUGAUUGAGGAGGUGCAUGUGAAAUACUGUCAUGGCAUGAAUGAGGUGGAUUAUUUCCUCAGAUCAUCCUUUUUCUCCAAAAAAUAGACUGAUUUAAGAACAGAAUAUUCAAUUGAAGUGCAAAUGGCACAAAAGAACACGACAGAACUGUAAGUUUAGUGGUUUUUUUUUUGCUUGAAUGAAAGGGUUACAACUAGUGUUGUAGUCAAGACCACCUAAACCAGGACCAAGUCAUGACCAAGACCAAAAUUUUGAGGUGUUGGGACCAAGUCAAGACCAGCUCCAGACUAGUACAGUGGUGCUUGAAAGUUUGUGAACCCUUUAGAAUUUUCUAUAUUUCUGCAUA